Molecule: messenger RNA, 2085 nt
Organism: Penicillium subrubescens
Lineage: Eukaryota; Fungi; Ascomycota; Eurotiomycetes; Eurotiales; Aspergillaceae
Product: putative C2H2 finger domain protein
Exons: 5
Coding region: 1-2085 (694 amino acids)
Biological process (GO): regulation of transcription by RNA polymerase II
Cellular component (GO): nucleus
Source: RefSeq, a predicted model, not a curated record
AUGGAGGAUCCCCAACUAAACUGGACUGACCCGACCGACGUGCUACACGGUAUCAUGGCCAGCCAGGACGUUUCAUAUUCACAUCCAGAUCUGACAGAAUGCCGUCAGUCAGGUCUGACUCUGGACUCGACUCCACAUCAUCCACUACUCGAACUGGACUUGGGAUCCAUCGAACCCCGCCAUCAACCCGCUUUCAUGGGCUGGCCAUCGGCAUCAACAACAUCCUCCCCCGCCGAGCCCCACGAUUUCUAUCGCUCGUACUACCAUCCCUCACGUCUGACCGCAGACCAGGAUGCAUGGAGUCCGCUGCAGGUCACCGGCGUGCCGAACCCGUCGCCCAUGUCGCAUAUGAACAUGGCGGUCGGGGAUCGUGAGCCAGGCUACGCCAAACAUCAUUAUCGGACCCCGUCGGAAAAUGGAAGUCAGUAUAUGGGUAGUUUUCAUUCGGGGGACUCUGGUUAUGGGAGUACCAGUUGUGCGACGCAUUCGGUGGUGACCUCUUCCUAUGGCGUGGACUCGAUGUCGAGUCCGCAGAUCGGGCCGAAGGAGCAAGGCUUUGGGGAGUCCCUUGCCAUGUUUAAUCAGGCCUAUGUGGGACCUCCAAUUUUUGCUCGUGGUAUUGAUGACUCUCCGUUUGAGUCGGUCAAGUGUGAUCAUCCUGCUUGCACCUGGGUGGGCAAGUGUCCGUCCGAUAAGAGAAAACACGAGGCCCGUCAUCGUAAACUGUUCAAGUGUGAUGAACCUAACUGCCCUCGGAAGGAAGGCUUCGGCACGAUCAACGACUUGGCCCGCCACAAGAAAUGCGUUCACAAUAAAGAGCCUGAACGCGGGCCUAAGAUGAUGUAUCUCUGCUUUGGAAAUAACUGCCCUCGGCCCAGCAAGAGAUGGCCGCGACUGGACAACUUUAAGCAGCAUCUGGGUCGUAUGCAUCAUGGCGAAGACGCAGAUGCCCUUCUCAAGAAGUCUAUGGACUGGUAUGAGAACCUCACAGGGCAACCGGGUCAAAUCCCCGAUGAUACCGCUUCCCAAGAUGAUCUCCUGAAUGAGACACAGCAGGAUCUUGAUUCCACCCAUGAAAUGGAUCUAGAUUCAGUUAUCUCUGGCGACACCCAAGAGGAUAACGUAGACAUUCCACCGUCUCGCUCUGCAACACCCAAGCCUCCUCAAUACCACAAUACACAACCCGAGAUACCUCCUCUGGGAACCCUCGCCUCACUCACCAACGAUAAUCGUGACUCAACGACAGAACGCGGCAACAUCAAGUCAGAAACCUUCGUUGCAGAUGCAGCAGACAACCUCAUCAACGCCAUAACCAAAAUGAUGAAUAACCGCGGACGAAGGUCCAGCCAACACAGCGACGAAGGAAUUGAAAUCGAGCCUGAUAAUACUACGCUUUCCAAACCACAGCGCCAAAUGCUGCAAAAAGUGCUCUCCGCGGCACUGGAGCGUCUCUCGGACGAUACAUCCUCGGUAGCACCUGAACCCAACGACGAGAAACAAGAUUGGUUCCAGUGCGACGUGUGCUCCAAACGCACCCGUCUCCGCUGCGAGAUGAAAAAACACCAAAAACGCCACGAACGCCCCUACGGCUGCACAUUCCCCCACUGCGCCAAAUCCUUCGGCAGCAAAGCAGACUGGAAACGCCACGAAACCUCCCAACACCUCCACCUCCCCAGCUGGCUCUGCACAUUCCACGACGCCCCCAAAUCCGCCCCCUGCGAACGCAUCUUCUACCGCGAAGAAACCUUCGCACAACAUCUACACCAGACCCACCGCGUCCCGAAAACCAAGGUCAAGACUGCUGUGCAGGGUAGUCGACUUGAUCUGGCGGAACAGUCGCAGUUUUGGUGCGGGUUUUGUUGUCGGGGUGUGGGUUUGAGCGGGUCUGGGGCGGCGGCGUUGGAUGAGAGGUUUAAUCAUAUUGAUGUGGAGCAUUUUAAGAAGGGGGAGAGGGGGAGGGAUUGGUGUUUGUUGAGGGUGGAGAGUGGUGGUGUUAGUGGUGAGGUGGGAAGUAAGAUUGAGAUGGGGCAGGGGCAGGGGUCUGAGAGGAGUAAUGGGCGGAAACGCAAGUACUCCUCUGGAUAG